AUGGAGUUCACGAGUCCAACAUACGGCACGGCUUUUCCCAGGCCUCCUGAAAUCGAGCAAAAUUCGACCAAGUUCCUUCGACACAUCCUAUUCACAAUCGACUCCUCAUUGAAAUUUAUCGAUUCACAGGCUCCGGAACAGAGAGUGUUGUCUGGUUUAAUGGUUGUCUAUAAUGGUGUCAAUGCGUACUAUUAUGGUCGGAGAAAGGACAACGUUGAGAAUGGAUCCGUGGAAGUGCUAGAAGUGGGAAAGAGCACGAUGAAUGUGGAGGAUCAAGAGAUGGAGAUGAAGAUGGAAGUUCUGGUACCAGGGAGAUAUAACAUGGGGGUAAAUGUGAACUUGGAAGCCUGA
Molecule: messenger RNA, 351 nt
Organism: Botrytis porri
Lineage: Eukaryota; Fungi; Ascomycota; Leotiomycetes; Helotiales; Sclerotiniaceae
Exons: 1
Coding region: 1-351 (116 amino acids)
Source: RefSeq, a predicted model, not a curated record